CGACUCCAACAUGCAUUCGACGCCUCAGCACGACUCUGCGCCGCAAGCGGGCAGCUACAACGACAACGCGGCGGCCCUCACGGUCGGCAAGUGGGAGGCCGGUAUUUUUGGCUGCUUCAGCUCUUUCAUGCCCAACUGCCUCAUGGCGACCUGCUGCCCGUGCGUAUCGCUUGCGCAGACGACGCACCGCCUCGGCUUGUACUCGUAUUCGAAGGUGCUCUUGGUGUACGGCAUUAUUUGGGUUGGCAUGGCGGUCUGCUCCGCCUUGGCCAACACCUCGGAGACCAUCUCGAUCGUCGAGUGUGUGCUGUUUGCGCUUGGGUUCUUGAUGCUUUUCCAGAUUCGCACCAAAGUGCGCACGCUGCUGCAGAUCCCGGGCUCGCAGUUCGAAGACUGCUUCUACUCGCUCUUUUGCGGCUGCUGCGCACUCGCGCAAAUGGCGACGCAGGCCAAGGCGUACGACGCCGGCAAGUGCUCGUUCGGCGCCAAGGACACGCUGCCGGCCUACAACAUGGCCUAACAGUAAGCAAUGUGGGCAUAAUUUUGUUAUUGUCGUA
Saprolegnia diclina VS20 is the source of this 557-nucleotide messenger RNA. RefSeq lists its product as hypothetical. NCBI's taxonomy places the organism in Eukaryota, Oomycota, Saprolegniomycetes, Saprolegniales, Saprolegniaceae. Bases 11 to 520 code for a protein of 169 amino acids. The record is from RefSeq and is a predicted model, not a curated record. The transcript has a single exon.